Messenger RNA from Pocillopora meandrina, 14947 nucleotides. Lineage: Eukaryota; Metazoa; Cnidaria; Anthozoa; Scleractinia; Pocilloporidae. The record is from the annotation of a GenBank genome assembly.
AAAAUGGCCGUAACAUUCGCGUUUAAAUAGUAUAUUCAGUGUUUAUCGCCGAAGAGUCCAUGGAUUUGCCUCCGAGAGGUCCAUCCGUUGUUCAUGGGUUGAAGUCUUCGCGGGUAAGUUAUUGAGAAUAUCUCAACGCAGCGAAAAUGUUUUUAACGUCGAGUUCUGGGCAUUUUAGAUCUGCCUAAGCAUGAAGCCACAUUGUCAAUUACAUGUCUGUGUUUAUUGCAGAAUCCAAACCUCAAAAUUGUUCGAGUAAUAGUCGUUGAAGGAGUUGAUUUGGCUAAGAAGGACAUUUUUGGUUUAAGGUAGAGUAUAGCUGAUCAAUGUUUCAUAGAUGCAGCAAUCUUGAUGUGUAAAACGUUAGAAAUCUGUCGUAGUGUAGUAUUGAAGGUAUUAUCCCAAAGAAUUUCCUUUACUUUUAAGCUUUUUAAGCUUAUCAUUGAGCACGGUUUCAGGUUUUUGCGAGUUCUGCGAUUGAACUUUGACAAGCUUUAAUAUCCUUAUUACCCGUUUUUGUACUAAAAUUUUAUACGUAUAGUCACAGGGUUUGUAGGUUAUAGUCACUUUACUGCGAGUCAAUUUUGAACUUCUAAUUGGUUAAGGUAUUUUCAGUUUUCUACGUAAGUGAUGUUUACGUAGUUGCACAACUGCAAACCUAAAAUUUGCCAUCUGGACUUGUCAAAAGUUCUAGUUGGAACGUAAUAAGUCUCAAUGUUUACUUGCAAUAUUGAUUGGAAAACAUGGAACACGAAAGGCUUCCCAAAAAUUAUUUACUACAUUGAAUAUUUAUUGUCACACAUAUGAUAGUCUCUACCCUAAAAUUUACAUAAUUAUGUCAUAUUGUGGUCCUCAGCAAAAUCCAAAGGUUAUCUCCUGUAUGUUAAAAUAAGCCAUUUUAAUAGUGUUGAUUUAGAAGCAGAGCCUAGCAGCCAUAAUUCUGACAAGAAAACUUUAUAAUACCUCAGUCUGUUUUUUCAGGUUGACCAUCAUGGAAAAGUAUGAAAUCCUAUCCUCUCUGACUUAAGUUCCUUGUAAUAAAAUCUUGAACUCUUCAAUGUGAAGAUCAAUACACUUUUUAGAUACUCAAAAAGAACUGUAGUGGUUGGCUUUCUUUUUCUACAGUGUUUAUGGCCACAUUUUAAUGGGUAUAUUUAAAAUUUUAGUGCAAAUUUUUACAAUGUAUGAAAAUUUAAUAUGUUUGCUUAAUGAUGGUAAUUCAUGACCAUAACCCAAGAAAAAAGAAACAAAAUUUUAAAUUUUAAACCACAAAGACAUUUAAACUAAAAAAUAUUAUGUGGCUGCACACUGUACAGGUUCAGAUUUCCUUUGUUUGUAGAAUCAUAUUGUCUUUGUUUCAUCCUCUUUAGUGAUCCUUACUGUAAAGUAAAACUUUUCAGAGGAGAUCGGGAGUUUGGAGAGAUAGAUAGUGUUGUUACUGAAACUAUUAAAAAGGUAAGGGUAAAGUGUAUUAUUUUGAUUUUGAAUUGUGAUGCUGAGCAAAGAUACAGUACUGUUUUUAAAUUGAUAAUAUUGGACAAGUAUUUGUGAGUUAUCUCAGAGGUUACAACAUUGUGGCUUAGAAAAGGUACAGAAUAACCUAUUAUAGAGGAAUGCGUAAACAUUGUAUGUAAUAAAUAAAUUAAAUGUAAUUUACUUACCAGAAGUUCCAGGUCUUCUUUCGACUUCCUUCAAUUGUCUUACCCUUCCCUUUAUCAACACCCUAUUUUUCUAGUCUGACAUCCUUGGGGUAGGUAUCUUGGUACAGAUCCAUAGUAUGGGGUUUGGACCAUAGUUGAGGUUAUUGGAAGGCAUGGUAUUGAGUUUUUACUUUCUAGGAAUUGCCUUACUCUCUACCAAACAGUAUAAGAUCUCAAAUCUAUGAUCUGAGCACUCUUUUGAUCUUUUUGCUCAGUCUAGUUUUCAAAUGAAGGCUAGAAUACCUCUAGCAUAUACAGAGUGUGUAUUACUACGUGGCUGCAGUCUAAAAUGGCCUUGGGGCUACAGGCAACUACUGUAUAACUGUAACUUUUGCUUUUAUGCAUUUUUUGUAAAGCUGCUUAAAAAACAAAGCUUUUAAGAACUGGGUAUUCCAGGUUUGUGCAGACAGAUUACUCAGGAUUUCAAUGUCCCAUUGAAAUCUCUAAAAGCAUAGCUUUGUACCAUGCUGUUCAUGCUUCUGUACAUAUUGUUGCCAGUUAACAGAGGAUAAUUCUAGGGGUCUAAAAUUUUACCUGAUAGUGAAAAACAAAUUUUCUCACCAGCAGCUGUUUAUGUAAUUGAAACUACUUUCAGUAUUAAUGGGACAUUAUCCUUUUGGUUAAGGUAAACAGUUUAUUUCUUAGUUGUUAUUUCUAGUUUGUAGAAUGAGCUAUUUCAAAUACACUGGACAUGCAAAUAUAGUAAAAUUUGGACCUGAGUGUAUGCACUAUCAAGGUCUUCCUCUUCUUUCAUUUUAGACCUUACACCCUGUCUGGAAUCAGGGAUUUUUCUUUAGGGUAAGAGUUCAGGAUUCUUUUUUAACACUGAUAUGCAUACUUAGAUGCAAUUGUGGCUUUUACAGGUUCAUAGUGAAAAGCAUGUACAUGUAAACAUAAUUGUGAUUUAUAUUAGAAUAACAAAUGAUUUGCAAAUAAUUUAAGAAGGCACAAUCGUGGUUACUUACAUCUAGCCCCAUCUAAGUUCAAACUUGAGAGAAUUCUGAAGAGUCAAACCCUUGACUGUGUCUCAAGUCUGCAAUAACAAAUUUUGCAAAUCACCCUGAUAUUUGAAUGAGGUUUUUUAAAGAUGAUAAAAUCCCUUUAUUGUUUUAACAUGAUACACCAAUUAUUUUAACUCUUUUUCCAAUAAGUAAUCAUUGAUAACACUGGUUAUCAAACUCACUUCUCUUUGUUUUUCAGGUUAACCCUUCAGAUAACAGGCUUUUAUUUGAAGUUUUUGAUGAAAAUAGAGUUGUAAGUAAUUGUUGAAAACAAUUAUUCAGCACUUUAAUGAACUUGUAAAUUCUAUUAUUGAUUUUAAAUAUGUAAUUACCCGUAGCUAGCCCUAAGUGGAUGAUAAAGUUACAAGCUUUAUCCUUAGGAAUGAAAAAAAAAAAACCACCAGUUUAUGGAAAAUGUAUUCUUUAUUGUUCCUAUCUAACAUCAUUUCACCAAAUGAACUCCAAGAUUUUAAAGUGGUUUGGAUGUGUAAUUUUACAUGAGCAAAUACAGUGGGUAAGGACAGAAAACAGAGAAAAUUUAAAGUGUGGUGUAAUUGAAUGAACAACAUUUUCAUUCUUUUGGAUCCUUUGGACUUGAAUUUUUAAGAAGAACUCUUGAAAGGUAGACAUCAUUAGAAAGCAGAGACAAACAGAGAUUGUUUUGUUGUUAAGGUUAUCCUCUUAUGCCAUGUUAACUACUAGAGAGUUAAUACAUUUAAACCCAAAAUACUGUUCUGAAGGAUGGUUUGACAUUUAAUAUAAAUAUAUAUAAAUGUUUUCUCAUUAAGCACAUGCAUUUACUAAAAAGUCAAACCAUAGAAUAAAAUAUACAUGAACAGUGUUGUAAUUAUUUAAACUUAAGGAUGCACUGUGGGCAGCUACGCUAUAUACAUGUACUUACAAUCAGUUGCAAAUUGAGGUAAAUAAAUGCUGCACUUUUGGUUUUCAUGAGUCAAUGUUUGUGGUUUGUUUUAGACAAGAGAUGACUUUCUUGGAGAGGUUGAAUUACCCUUGGGUACAUUGCCAGUAAGUGCAUUGCAGCAGUUGAUAAUAGUUUAAGCUCUUUUCUGUAACAAAAAUCAGGUAAUGGUAAUUAAUUGUAUUAAUUCUGGCUUUGUUUCCAUCAAAUUGAGCAUACCUCUGAAGACUGAGGAAAAAAAAUUGAAAAUGGAGAAGAAGAGGAGGGUCUGGAAGCAGGGUGAACCAGGCCUUACUAGAAUCCAAUCUACCUUGUACAUGUACAUACAUGUUUUGAACAUGCAUGUAGUACAGUGCCUAUUUUCCUUUCCUCACCCCCCCCCCCUCUAAUCUCUGAUUGGUUUUUUAUGGAGUGGAUGUGAAUGUUCCCUCAAACCUGGUGACAUGUACAUGUACUCAAUAUCAUCCAUAAACCAAAAGCAUUUCUUGUGUUUUAGACUGAGGGUUCAAAUGUGGAAAUCAGACCAGGAUUUUACAACUUAAGACCCAGAAGGUAGGUGCUUCUUUGUUCAAAAUGACAAAAAUGUGACUCUCUUCCACAGUUUUGCCAGUACUAAAAAUAAUGUACACAUUGACUUGAAUAAAAUUUGCCAAGAAAAAGAGAGAGAAAAUGUUGCUGGCUAAUGUCUUUGUUUAAGCUUUGAAGUGUGUCAGGUGUAAAUGUGUUAUCAGGAAAGAAAAUUAAGGAAACUUUGUGAUUGUCAUAUUUAAUGAUUUAUUGGAGACUAACUUUAUUGAUGUUUUGGUAUCCCUUUCACCAGUAAUAAAUCAAGAGUUAAAGGCCAUUUGCAGCUAUUGAUAUCAUACCUUCCAUCAGAGGACCAGUCAUCUUCUCAUUCAACAACUCCCGGUAAGGCCAUUUUGUUACUUUAGAUGAAUGCUUUUAGGUUUUUUUGUUUUUUUUUGGCCCUUGAGGCACGUAUUAACAAACUGAACUAAAGUUAUAGUUAUCAUUAUUUUACAGCAUCAAACAUCAAUGCAGAUUCUAAUCUCAGAGUUGUUGAUGAUCAUUACCAAACUCCUAUAUCAAAUGUCACCAAUUUAGUACCCCCGACUACCACUAUCCAGGUUGAUCAACCUGUGCCUAGUGCACCACCACCACCAGCUGGUAUGGUAGCAUUGUCAUCAUCACCACAGCGAGUCCAGGUUGGUCAUGUUGUGGUUUUGUGGGUUAUAAACAGCACCAGGAAAAUGUCAAUUUGCAGUCCUUCAAAACACAGAAUUUCUGAGGAUAGCACUUGAUGUUUUGAGAUGUUUGAGGCCUACCAAUAAAUUUCAUGACUUUUCAAAAGCUCACAUAAAUUAGUUUCAAUGCAACUACUUUUUCGUAGUAAUGUUAUUUUUUAUCUUCAUUUAUGGCUUUGAAUGUAUUCACAGUGCUCCUUUGAAGUUGCAUCCACAACAUUGUAUGCAAAAAGCAAAAUUAUAAAAAGUUGCAUAUAGCCUACAAGUAUGCUUUCUGUUUGCACCUUUUGAAGUGUUUUUAGUGUAAUUUUGGGGUUUAAAUGUAGAUAAUUGAAGAAGCUUUUUUAAAAUUUGUUUUAUUAUUUUGGAAAGAUUUUUCUGGAAUUAAUUUUUUCAGAUGCUUGAGAAAAUCUAUGUCCUCCAGACAAUGUACUAAUGCAUCACUAUAAGGUAUUGAAAACCCAUGACUAUGUCUGAAAUUAUUUUCUAAUUUCUGGGCUUUACUGUGAAGUCUCUUCCAGAUGUAGAGGAAACUCAAACUUCAAGACAAGAGGAGCCUUCCCUUCCUGAAGGUUGGGAAGAGAGACAGGUUAGUGAUGUUCAAUCAUCAUAGUUAAAAAAGGUUAUAAAACAAAAAGAAAUCAAUGAAACUUAAAAAAAAAUUCAAUUCAUAAUUUUUUUUUUUUUGUUUUGCAUAUUUUCAAGGAUGCUAUUGGUAGAACAUUUUACAUAGAUCAUGCAACCAGGACAACAUCUUGGAGACGCCCCAACAGGAGUAGGUUAGUUCUUAGUAUCAGUCUCCAUUCAUUUGCAUAAACUGUAUGUACAUUAAAAUGGUGUACAUGUAGCAGAUAUGACUGCAUUUUAAGAAGAAGGAAGUAAUCAUUGUUUAAUCAAUUAAUUUGUAAAGAUGUGAAAGGUCAAUUUCUCUUUAACCAUGAGGAGACUGACUAUAACAAGACUACACUCUAUUUCAUGUUCUAAUCCUACUAAAAUAUAUGGUUUCCAAGCUUGGCCUUAUCUUGAUGUACCAAGCCCAGCAAUUUCCAUCUUUUACCCAAAGACAAGGUCUCUUGUGUAAGCACAAUUGCUUUUGAAAACGAAUGUUGUGAAAAUUUAUUCUUAUGUGGAUUUUUUUUAAGAUGUGUUUCUUCCUUCUUGCCUUAUGUUCUUUUUGUUCCUUUCAUAACUUUGUUUCUUGUAGUGUACUGUUAUGUAGCAUAACUUUACAUACUAUAACCAUGUUUCCUUUCAAGAAUGAAAAAUUAACAUCCAUGGACACGUAGAUGAUUGAGAACCUAGUAAUAAAAGCAGAAAAAGGAAACUGCAGUUUGCAAGAGGAAUUUCUUCAAUCAUACAUGUACUGUUGAAAAAUUAUCUUUUAUAGUGGAUCAAGACAUCAAGAGGAGGUUCAGCAAAACGAUGAAAGGCGAGAAAGAAACUUCAGAAUACGACGACAUCUGAGUGUUGACGGUUCUGAACAGACUUCUAAUAACUCGACUGGUGCCAGCCUGGUUUGUUGUAAUUUAUUUAAUAUUAUCACCUAUUUUUAACGUUUAGAUGUACAGUAAUUUCCUUCAUUAAGGCUCAUGAUUAUAAUUAUCAUUCAUGUGGAGCAUGGAGAAAUAAAAAUGAGUUAAACGAAGAUAAAAAUGGUUUCGACAAUUCUAAGCUACUGUGUAAAUAUUGACAAGACUGUAAUUUAUAUCUAUUUUGAACAUUGCAUGAUUUGUAGGAGAGUCCCCCAGAAGAGUUAUUACCUCCUGGCUGGGCAAUGCAAACGGCUCCAAAUGGCAGAAUUUUCUUCAUUGAUCACAAUACCAGAAAAACAACAUGGGUGAGUGUACUAAACAUGAUAUAUACAUGUAUUUCCUUUGCCGGACGUGAGGUCAGUAUGUAACCAAGGGUACAGUUUUUUUCCCAUAUGUACCAAUCCAGACUGGUAAAUAAGUUUUUUUUUUUUUUGCUUGUUUUUUUUUUACUUUGCCGCAAAUGGCGCGGAAAAAAUCCGGACCGUACAGUAGUCCGUUUUAUUAAAAGCUAGACCGGUUUCGAGUGCGCUAUUAGCAAUCAAAUUCGAAGAAAUUCAAAGACCUGUAUAAUACUAGAGUAGCAUUACUGCUGCUUAAUUGAAUGUUUUUGUCUUAGCGUGAUCCUCGACUACAUCACCAUACCAGUGGAGGACCGUCCAUGUCACCAGAAAUUGGACGAUCAGCAACCCUUAGCCGAGAUCUUGGACCCUUACCAGUAAGAAAAAUUCUCGUUUUCCCGCGUCUUGGAUAGUUUGCCUGUUUUUAAUUUUAGCCAUUGUUGGCUCCUUGUGGUAUUUUUCUUUAUUGUGACAGGCCGUUCUGAUAACUUUGGCUUUGGUUUUUACAAUACUCAAUCGAAAAGCGUUCUAACAAUUUUAUCUGCUAUUCUUUCAUAGGAUGGCUGGGAGGAAAGAGUUCACCAAGAUGGCAGAGUCUUUUAUAUUGAUCAUAGUGAGUAGCCAUCGUUCUAUUUCCACACAUGACGCUUUCAACAUCGCUGAUUAUAGCAGUAUGCCGUAUGCUUGUCCAUGAACCUAGUAUGGGCAAAUUAUCACCACAUGCGCUUAAUACUAACAGUUUGCAUAAUAAGUAAAUUGUCAUGUGUUUGAUAUCAACAGUUGGUUUACUAUAUAAGUAAAUCGUUGCAUGUGUUUGAUUUUCUGUAAAAAUUGUUUUUAGAUACAAAAUCUACUCAGUGGGAAGAUCCUCGAGUUCAGAUUAACAGCAAACCAGCCCAGGUGAGACUGAAGCUUAUUUAACUAUUCUAUUUAACAAUUUUCGGCUGAUGAUGCUAUGCUGUUUUACUUCUUUUCGGUACUAUCAACUAAAACUGAGGAAUCCAGAGGUUAACUUCCCCCUAUCAUCCGGUUAAAAAUUUUGACCCGCAUGAACAUAUAUACUAUUAGAGCGAUUACUCGAUGAGGUUAAGGAUGUUAGGGAGUGUAAUCAUGGCCGAGGUUUGUGUUAUCCGCCAAAGUCAAAGGCUGAAGUAGAACCAGGGCCGUAAUAGUUCCUGCUAUGUUGCGGAUACCAAUUUUUCAGUAUAAUUUAUAAAUGCUUGAAACCUAGUGUCUGAAUAUUUGUCGAGACGGAAACCGUGCCAGUUACAAGAAGGUGGGACCUUAUAAGUGGCUCAUUGGAAUUGAAUCAGUGACACACAUAAUAACUGACAAUAAGUAGAACCUUAAAAUAAUUAGAAAGUUGUAUUUCCUGUUUCCCCAGGCUGUGCCUUACUCUCGAGAUUUCAAGAGAAAGUGCGAUUACUUCAGAUCCAAGUUGAAGAGACCGGUAAGAAUCAAAGAAGACAUGCCUAUGGUUAAUGGCUCGCCUUCUCUUAAUGCAAGGGAGAAAGUUUAAACUUACGUAAUAUUUCAUUACACGGCAAAUUUUCAUGCAAUCGCAAUGACUUUGUCAUAGAGAAAUGCAAGAAGGACAAAUAAAGCAACAAAAAAUGGUCUGGAUAGUUCCAAGCCAUGCUCAUAAAAUUGAUUUAAGCUUAUUCAGAUUAGUUAACGAAGGUUUCCUUUUCCAUUUAUCACUUAUGAUUAUAAUUAUUUUUGUUAAUCAACGGUCUUCGUGAACAGUGCCAAUCCACUUUCAACAACAAUACCCUAAGUUGCACUAGAAGCUCAUGCUGUUACUUUUUAUUACUCUUAAUGAAGUCAUGGUGACCUUCAGGGGACACUGAAAUUCAUUUUAUUCUUCGUCUUAAUUGUUUUCAGGUUAACGUUCCUAAUAAAUAUGAAAUUCAUGUGAGAAGAAACAAUCUUCUGUUAGAUUCAUAUCGAGGUGUCUUUGUUACUGUCACAAACACUGAGCUACUCAAGACGAGGCUCUGGAUUGUUUUUGAUUCGGAAACUGGACUUGAUUAUGGAGGGCUUCAAAGGUAAAGUAUCCUAUCAGGAACAUUUUGUUGUCAUGGCAGAUUUUCAUUCCCUCAGUAUGAAGCUGUCUUUCUAAAGCAUCGUUUGUCGUCAUCAGCGGAAUUUGUUGUACUGUUUUAAGGAUACCGACUAGACCUGGGGUGUUGACGAUAUAUUUUCAGAUGAGCACAUGUUAACUAUGUAUGACAGAAAUUGAAAGGAUUAAGAGGAACAUAACGUUUCCAUUUACAAGUUCAUUGGGCCAAAUUCUCCUAAGGAAAGGAAUCCUGAUACAUUGCUUACCGAGGACUUCUCGUUCUCUCGAACAGGGAGUGGUUUUACUUGCUAUCCAAGGAAGUGUUCAAUCCAUAUUAUGGUCUGUUUGAGUAUUCAGCAAGGUGAGUGGAAUAAUCUACGUAUUAGAUUCCAUUUUGCUGCUUGUUCAUUCAGUUGUAGUUUGAUGACUUAUCAGUUAUAAAUUUGCUAAGGAAAAAGUGGCGCAAGAGCGUUUCAUGGCUCACGGUCGUUGGCCAAACCGACAGAAAAAUAAGUGAAAGGUGUUUUCUUUCAUAUUGUAGAGGGAUAACCGAUUUUUGACUCUUUAUUUUUUCUGUUAUUUACUUUCUAGUGAUAACUACACGUUGCAAAUAAACCCAAACUCUGGUUUGUGCAACGAGGAACAUCUGUCUUAUUUCAAGUUUAUUGGCCGUUUAGCUGGAAUGGCCGUGUACCAUGGAAAACUACUUGAUGGUAAAACUGGUGUUUUGAGUUUCUUGACUAAGCGCAAAGGCUGUCUGCAGCUGGGGAGGGCUAUUGCUGCCUUUGCAUUGACUCUCUCAUCUGUUUUUCAUAGCCUUUUUUUCUUUUACUUAUUUAAAUGGAUGUACAGCUGUAAAGUACAAUUUUUUUCUUUUUUUCUUUUUUCUGCAGCCUUUUUUAUUCGUCCAUUUUACAAAAUGAUGUUGGGUAAACCCAUCACUCUUGUUGACAUGGAAAGUGUGGUAAGCCGUGUUUCCGCAAUAUGUCAGAAAAGUUCUGUUGUUUUGGGUUAAAAUUGUUCCAAUACGAACGGGUAGUAUCUCUUUUAAAAGUUUAAAAACGUCUGGAAGCCGACAAAUGAACUUAAAACUUGAUAGACAAUGGGAGAUCGAUAUUUGCUCCUCGCUGAGGUCUUUUUCUCUUGUCUUUAAUUGGUGCUCUGAAUCCCCUUUAUGAGAGAGAAUUCACUCCCAAUUGACACAUCCUAAAUUGCCACGUUUCUUAUCGCUUUAACUUAAAGAACACUCACCAAGCAAAACGUGGAGAACGAAUAAUGCCUCAGGCACGGUCCCUAUGUGUCAAUCAGUGGUUAGGACCAGCGCAAAAAGACAUGGCAAAGAAUUUACAUGGAAUUAAUUUAUUGCGUAUUGUAAUCGAAUUGGUCAGUCUUAUUUAAGUUAGCUUGGGCCGAGCAGUUGUCGCGCUGCUAUCAUCAUUGGCCAUUCUGUGUAGCGUUUCAUUGUCAAAGCCUUGGUGUUGCAUUACUGACCUGUUUAUAAUUUUUUCCAAGGAUUCGGAAUACUAUAAUAGCCUGAACUGGAUCUUGGAAAAUGACCCAGAAGAUUUAGACUUGACUUUUAGUGUGGAUGAAGAGUUGUUUGGUCAGGUAGGAAGAAGCACAACGGUCUUUGUUUUAAUUAGUUAUGCAAAAAAAAAUAUAUAUUUAUAUAUCCUCUCGGCCCUCGAUUUACUCAAGGGUUUAAAGACUAGUGGAUCGAAUUGAGUGGAGUUAGAGAGGGUGUGCUUAAUCUGGAAAAAGACUUUUGUCCCUUCCAAACCAGUACCUCUGCUCGUUUCAUAUAACCAAAUCCGGACAUUGGUCUGGUCACAUCCAGACAAACCUUUCUGGUUAUACCAUUAGCUGUACGUGUGUGAAUUAUUCUUCUUGAUGCAACGGUUGCAAAUUAUAUUUGUCUUUACACUUCUAGGUAACGGUAAAAGAUCUUAAGCCCGGUGGAUCAGACAUUAAAGUCACCAAUGCAAACAAAAGAGAAUACAUCAAGUAAGUUUGACUUAAGAACUACAAGAACCUACGAACCGUAUCUCAUUUCUGGCACUUCCAUUACAUUUCUUGCCAACUUUACGAAGCUUAGCAAAGUUUAUUGCGGGCCUUAUUAUUUUUUUCUUUCUUUAUUGAACCAUCGUCUAAAUUAUGAUUUCAAAAAACCCAUCAAGUUAUGAAAGUAGCAGAAGCGUGAUCAUCAACUAUGUCAGUUAUUCGUGCGAGUGUGUGAAUGUCCCGGACGACAAUAUCAAAGUCUCUGCUUUUGUUUUGGCUUAUUUUGUUUGUCUGUUUGUUUGUUGACUUGUGUACUUCUUGCAUUUGCUACGUCAUUUCAGAAAGAAAAUAAUUUUUUGCGAAGUUAUUUUUUGUUCUUAUUUUCCUUUCCACAGUCUUGUCAUUAAAUGGAGAUUCGUAAGCCGCGUCGAGGAUCAGAUGAGAAAGUUCAUGGAGGUAAAAAUCUAUGAAAUAAGCAUUAAUUUGGAUUUCACAUAGUAAUUAUAUGUUAAGUAGGGCAAUUUUUUUCUUUCCUUGGUGGUUGCUAUUGUUUAAUGUAACAGUCUCUUUAAAGAUUUCGAUUUGGAACUUAUUUUUUUCUUCUUUUAGGGAUUUGGAGAGCUUAUACCUCACAACUUGAUUCAAAUAUUUGACGAAAGAGAAUUAGAGGUGGAUACACUUUUUUUCGUUUGUAAUUGUGUAGUACGUACGCACCCAGAAGGAGAUAGAGAUGUAAUUAAGAGCACUUUCCAGCAAAACCCUAUUUGAAGUUGAGUAGCUCUCAGUCGUCUCAUGAGGCGGAGUAGAGAAGAGCUAGGUUUGAGGUGAAUUCUUUAAGUAUCGUGUGCAAGGGUGGGUGGGAAACUUAUUUUUUUGGGUAUUCCUCCAGUGCCAGUUUCUUUGAAUUUGUUUCUUCAUUCGCUUAAAUGAAAGAAACGAAACAAACUGCUGAUUCUAGCUCAUGAUGUUCUCCAUUUAGCUCCUUAUGUGCGGCUUGGGUGAGAUCGACAUCAAUGACUGGCGGAGGAACACGAAUUACCGCGGAGAAUAUAGUGAUAAACACAGCGUAAUCGUGUGGUUUUGGAAGGUAUGUACAUUCAUCAGCAUUCGUUUAUAUACAACAAAACACUGUUUAUUGUGUAUCAUCUUGUACGAAUUACGAUCACCGUCGUAUGUGUUGCAGUCGUUUAAAACGUUUUGGUGCUCUCUAUAAAAUAGAUUACCAGAUAGAGGGUUAACUUUUUGUGAUACCCUUGGCGCAUUAAUAGUGGCUUUAUUUUGUUAAGUUGACUUGUAUAUAGCGUCUACUACGAGUGACCAGAUUUGACUUAAACGUUGGAAGUCUCAAUACGGAAAAAAAAUACGUCAGCGACAUUGUAGUUGCCUUGCUUUUAACAAACUCUGCGAAGUGAUAUGGACAGUCAAAUAAACAUUUUAAUAGCCGCGAUAUUGUCGCUAGUAGGGGAAAAAAUGUAAUGUUAAUUUUUAUUUUUAAUUUCUUCCUUCUUUUGGUGUAGUAAACCUUUGUUGUUUGCAAAUACCCGAAUGUGAUAUUCGUGUAAAUCUUGUAUUGAUAUUACAUUACUUCCCGUCAGGCUGUGGCGUCUUUUGACCUGGAGACUCGCGCAAGACUCCUGCAGUUUGUCACAGGAACAUCACGUGUCCCCAUGAACGGGUUUACCGAGCUAUAUGGCAGCAAUGGGCCGCAGAAAUUCACUAUUGAACCUUGGGGUACCCCUCAUUCCCUCCCAAGGGCCCAUACUUGGUAAGUUUAUCACUUUCUUCUUGCGGAGACAGCUAAUGAACGUACUACCGUAUUCGGUCAAGUUAUCCGGAAGCAUUUUCCCACUUCAUUGGAUUAGGCAAAUUUGGGAAGGGAUAUUUUCUUGUGUGAGACACGGUCUAGUUGUUGGGGCGAUUUAAACCGGAUAGGGAAAUCUUGGGUCACAUCUUAGAGUCUGUCUGUCUGUCUCUCUGUCGAGAACUGACUCUGACGGUAGCUUUCCGCUCAGUUUGUCAACUGACAAUAUUCCUUCUCAGGCUCCCCCCUCCUGGACGAUCUUAUUACACAAUCGGUGUUACUAUUUUUGCAGUUUCGAUACGAGUUUACUCUAGAUGAUUAGCUGUGGUUUUUGUGAAACAGAAAAACAUUCUCAUCAGUCCCAAGUUAGUUUCUCAUCAUUCCCUUACCUCUCUCAGUUUUAACAGGCUGGACCUCCCUCGCUACAGAACUUACUACGAACUUCGGGAGAAAUUGCGAUUGGCCAUUGAGAAUACACAAGGAUUUGAAGGCGUGGAUUAACACAGAAUUUUUGCCUUGAACUCGAGAUACUAUUUCUAUUAAUCAAAUGGAAGUAAAGGAAGUCCCUCUUGCGACUAGAACUUCUUAAUCUUCUUUUUCUUAUUUCCUUAGUGAAUGAACUUUUGAGAAAAAGUUGUUAGAUUCUAGCCUGUGAAUCACUUCAGGUUUUAUCUUACAUUAAUUCGGUGUAGUUGUUACUGUAAUAGUGUUUGUCCAAAUUGCUGCCAUAAACAAAAACUUGACCUAUGUAGAAAACACGUAGUGGUUGAGGGGAGGUCAGUUGUUCCAUGGGUAUAGUUACCCAACAGUGUGCGAAUAUAACAUAAUAAUCGAAAGUAUUUAUUUACCAUUAGCUGGCUAAAUGUGGUGGGUAUUGAGCGCGAGAAAGUAGAGUUGAAACGUUUCGUAUUCAGUUUAUGGUGAAAAAAAAAAAGAACUCAGGGAAACAAAAUUACUCAAGUAAGCAAAGAACUUCUGAAAGUUGAACCUUAUUGUGUGAUAAAUCUUUAAAAGCUACCUUAAUUUUUUCAUUUGUUUGUCUAUCAAAGUGAGAUAGUAAUGAAACACAAAGAGGAUAUAAUUUAAAACCAAAUAGGGACAAGGAUGUGCAGUAUGGUAAAGAUUAAAACGGAUUGCUGAUUACGAACUUGAAAAAUGUAGGUUUAUAAAAUUUUUAUAAAAUACAUAAACCGUGAAGGUAAGCGAUAGGGGUAUUUUUCUCAGACAGUUGAAAACUGUUAUGUUUUACAGUGAUAGGAAAAUAGUUGUAUUGUAGUAAUUCAACUAUAAGGAACUCUCAUAUAAGUAGCUUUAGAUGUUCUCCAAUCGCUUAUUACAAAGUUUUCUAAAGAUUGAAUUUUACAGUUUAUCUAAUUUCUUUCCUGUUUCAUUUUUCUCUUUUUGAAAUUCCUUCGAUUUGAAGCUAUUUUUGAAAACGGAUUUAAAAGGCGUGACUUAGACUGUCGACGUAGCAUCGCUUCUUUAUGGAGCAGCCCCAAAAGCUACGGCAUCUGUCAAACCCUGAUGGGGCUUUGCACGAAAGUGUAAUGAUUUCAAUGGCGUUUCGUGAUUCUUUUUUAGAAUGGUCAAACACCUCCCUGCCAACGUAAACUGACUUGUUAACGGAAAACAAGAAGUCACUGGAUACGUUACGAUUCUUGAUAUCUUGAAAUGUCUUGUAGGCUGAAAAUAUUAUUUUAACCUUUUAGUCCCUUGAGUGAUCAUGUAACUCCUCUUCAAAAUACUAGCACUUAGCCAUGAGUAAAGAUCACGCAAAUCAAGGGACAGAUGAGUAAAAAGAAAUAGCGCUGAUCUUGACAAAUUGUCACCAUUUGUCACGUGAACACGUAUGUAGAUUACUGAGGAGAAUUUCUGUGUUGACCACGGGGCUUAGAGAUUGAGGUUAAAGAAGAGAAAGGGUGCCCAAUUAGGAAUAAAAAGAAAGAAUUAAAAUAGUCGACCCUCGAACGUCCCGCUCACCCGUAGAAAUUUGAUUCCCUUGAUUCCUUCCCAGCCAUUACCUCAUGAUCAGCGUGACGAUUCUAAACAAACGAUACUUUGCUCAGUGUUGUUCAGGCUUCUGGCGUCAUGGGAAAAAAUAGAUUAAUUCAUCAUUCAUUUAACGCUUAAGAUUAAAGUCAAGUAUAAUAUGAGUUACCUUGAACUCUUCCUUCCUCUUGCAGACUGAUAUCAGUAACCAGUUAUCGGGAAACUCUGUCACGCUGUCGGUUUUCCCACCUUUCUGGGUUGUUGCAAGCAGGUUAAAAGCCUCGCGGAAAAGUUAUAGUUUACGGCUUAGUUGUCAGGGAACAAAAGAACAACACAAAUACCAAUUGUUGCAUUGCUGGU